Striga hermonthica is the source of this 2352-nucleotide messenger RNA. The record is from the annotation of a GenBank genome assembly. NCBI's taxonomy places the organism in Eukaryota, Viridiplantae, Streptophyta, Magnoliopsida, Lamiales, Orobanchaceae.
AUGCAAUCGCUUCUAAUACCCACUCAAGAAUCCUAUUUUCUCCUCCGCAUUUUGAACGGUAGCUUGCAAGCCCUGGAGUCGUUAAAGGACCAGAUUUCUCUCUAUUUCAAUCACUUUGUUUGUCCCAAAUCCAGCUUAGACCUGAUUGAAUACAGGACCAUAGGUAGCGAUCGGGACGAGAAGAGGGAAGCUUCGGACGGCGAAGAAGAGCCGAGAGCCGCAGUUUUCAACGCAUUGGAUGCAGUGUUAAAGGGAAAUUUGGAUCGUUUGAGAAGGAUGAGGGAAAGCAUAGGUUUGGGGAGUACUCGCAGUAAUGAGGCAAUCUUGGAAAUGAAAUACGAGUUCGAUAUAGCUAUGAUAAAAGUCUUGUGUUUGGAAGGAAAACUCGGAGCAGCCUUUUCUCUUUGGGAGACGUUGGUUAAACAUCAUAGGAUUACCGAUGUUAUUACUUACAAUUACCUCUUAAACGCGCUUUGUGAUAAGGGUUACAUAGCGAGGGCCGAGUGGCUCUUCAAAGAGAUGUCACUCCACGGCCCUUAUCCUACCUGCGCCACAUACAACACGUUGAUGAAAGGCUAUUGCCUCGCGCAAAAAGUAGACAAAGCUCUAGAUAUUUUUUAUACAAUGGCUAGUCAUGGAGUGAGGCCAAACAGAGUCUCGUGUAAUAUACUCUUGCACGCUCUUUGCAAGGAUGGCCUACUCGAGAAUGCGAGGAAGCUGCUCGCGAAAAUAUUGGACGACGAAAAAUCUGAAGGGGAAAGCUCGAGUUUAAUCACCAUAGGUUUGGGGAGUCCUCGUAGUAAUGAGGCAAUCUUGGAAAUGAAAUACGAGUUCGAUAUAGCUAUGAUAAAAGUCUUGUGUUUGGAAGGAAAACUCGGAGCAGCCUUUUCCCUUUGGGAGACGUUGGUUAAACAUCAUAGGAUUACCGAUGUUAUUACUUACAAUUACCUCUUAAGCGCGCUUUGUAAUAAGGGUUACAUAGCGAGGGCCGAGUGGCUUUUCAAAGAGAUGUCACUCCACGGGCCUUAUCCUACUUGCGCCACAUACAACACGUUGAUGAAAGGCUAUUGCCUCGCGCAAAAAGUAGACAAAGCUCUAGAUAUUUUUUAUACAAUGGCUAGUCAUGAAGUGAGGCCAAACAGAGUCUCGUGUAAUAUACUCUUGCACGCUCUUUGCAAGGAGGGCCUACUCGAGAAUGCGAGGAAGCUGCUCGCGAAAAUAUUGGACGACGAAAAAUCUGAAGGGGAAAGCUCGAGUUUAAUCACCUCGACUAUACUCAUGGAUAAUUAUUUCAAAAUCGGGAAAACGGGCGAAGCUCUUGCUUGUUGGGAUGAUGAGUUUGAGAGAGGCAUGGAUGCGGAUAUUGUUGCGUACAAUGUUGUUGUUCACGGGCUCUGUCUGAAUCGGGACCUAUGCCAAGUGUACAAAUCUUUGUCCGAGAUGUUCAAAAGUGGUUACCUUCCGGACAUAUUUACUUUCAAUACCCUUGUGGGGAAGCUCUGCAAAUCGGGCCAGGCUAAUGAGGCUUGUUAUAUUUUUCGUGUUAUGCAGAGGAUGGGUGUUUUUCCCGAUAGGAUCACGUACAGAAUUAUCAUCCGAGGUUUGUGUGUUAGUGGGGACGUGGUAAGGGCUCACCGUUUUCUUCUGCAUAUGCUGGAAAACUCGUUUUUACCCGAACCUCUCGUUUGGAAUGUCGUUAUACAUGGAUACGGGAAAUAUGGAGAGUUACAAGAUGCAUUGUCCGUGAGAGAUAAAAUGGUCGAGUUUGGAAUAGUGCCUAAUGUGUACACGUACAAUGCCUUAAUUUACGCACAUAUAAGAAAUGGAAAUUUGGAAAAGGCUCAUUACCUGAAGAGAGAGAUUCUUUCGGCUGGGCUCUGGCCAGAUUUGGUCACUUACAAUGUGUUGAUUGGGGUCGCAUGUAAAUUGGGCCACAUAAAUUCAGCUCUUGAGCUGCAUGACGAGAUGCUGAGGAGAGGGUGCAAACCGGAUAUAAUCACGUAUACUGAAUUAUUAAAGUGUUACAGCAUGCGGGGAAAAAUCGAGGAGGCGGAUCGACUCUUUUUCAAAAUAUGGAACUCGGGUUUGCUUAUCGAUCAUGUGCCACUUGUGAUAAUGAUGAAGAAAUAUUUCAGGAUGGGGCAGCUGGAUAAAGUGUUUGACCUUUAUCAGUUGUGGUCGCAGUUUGAGAUCCUUUACAGGUUCUACGUUUCGACGAUUGUACCAACGAAUGAUGACGAUGAAAAGAGUUCUGCACAGCUUUUCACGAUCACAAAUGCAAAAAUGCGAUUGAUAGCAAGAACGAACAUACGCGCCGGCUGUCAUAUGAAGAGAGUUUGCAAUGGAGUUUGA